AUGUCGAGGGAAGGACGUGACUACCCAAUCACCAAGGAAACUGAAGCCAGAGUCAGACUCGACGGAAUGCGCGAAGUUGAUGAGGAUGUUACGAGCACUGGCCAGUUCGAAGCACAGUUGAAGAGGGCUCGAAGCGUGCCUGCCAGAGUUUUUGGUUUAUCAAGAAAGUUUACUUCUGAAAUAUCGGCCUUGCCAGAGAAUCAUCGAGUGGAAUCCUCUUCAUCGACUAACAAAAAACUUACUUCCAAGUCCAAGAGUAUUAUUCACCCACUUUUCAGCCUCUUCGAUGUUCGUCGUAAGAAGAAACCAACAGCAAAACCAGAAUUUGGUAGGUAUAUAGAGUAUUUGAAGGAAGGAGGGAUGUGGGACAUGAAUGCUAAUAUGCCUGUCAUGUACUACAAAUGA
Molecule: messenger RNA, 405 nt
Organism: Gossypium arboreum
Lineage: Eukaryota; Viridiplantae; Streptophyta; Magnoliopsida; Malvales; Malvaceae
Exons: 2
Coding region: 1-405 (134 amino acids)
Source: RefSeq, a predicted model, not a curated record